AUGUCGUCCUUUUUCACAGCACCCGCUGGGGAAAAGAAGAGGAAGCGUGCCUCUGCCAACGAAGCCCCCCAGAAGCGAGUUGCGACCGGCAAGUCGACUGCCAAAUCGUCCUCGGCCAAGGCCCCUGUCGCCAAAUCACGCCCUGCCGCCCCCAAGAAAGCCGUUGAGCGCGACGAGUCGAUAUCCGGCAGCGACAUUGACAGCGACGAUGGCGACCACCACAUCGAGAGAGAGGAUGGAUCGGAAGGAGAGGAGGAGUCGGACCACGAAGGAGAGACGGCGGCCGAGAAGCGGUUAAGGUUGGCACAGCGAUACUUGGACAAGGCACGACAAGAGGUGGAACUGGAGGAGGACGAGUAUGCCUUCGACGCCGAGCAGAUCGACCGUGACUUGCUGGCCGAGCGUCUUCAGGAAGAUGUGGCCGAGGCCAAGGGCAAGGUUUACCGCCAGCUGGCUUCCAAGCUCGACUUUGACGGAGCCGCCCACACACAGUUUAGGUGGAAUUCGGGAACGGUAACAUCAGUCUCGGUCUGCGCGCCGUACGCCUACACCACCACAAAAGACGGCUACCUCACCAAGUGGAAGCUACAAGACUUACCCAAGAACCAGUGGCCACAGACGACCAAGAAGAAGCCAAAGAAGCCGCCUGCGCCGCCCAAGAAGAAACCCGAGAGAGUAUGCUUCAACAGGGCGAACCCGACCAAGGCAAAGGACAAGACAUAUCAGGGCCACACCAACGCGGCCAUCCUGACGGUCAAGGCCUCCUCGGACGGCAAGUUCGUCGUCACCGGCGGCGCCGACAAGCGAAUGGUCGUCCACGACGCCGAGACCCUCAAGCCCAUCCGGGCCUUUACCCAGCACCGCGACGCCGUCACCUCGCUCGCCUUCCGCCGCGGCACCAACCAAAUAUUCUCCGCCUCCAAGGACCGCACGGUAAAAGUCUGGUCGCUGGACGAGCUCGCCUACGUCGAGACGCUCUUCGGCCACCAGGACGAGAUCCCCGACAUCGAUGCCCUGGCCGGCGAGCGCUGCGUGUCGGUCGGCGCGCGCGACCGCACCGCCCGCUACUGGAAGGUUCCCGAGGAGUCGCAGCUGGUGUUCCGCGGCGGCGUGUCGGAGAAGAAGUCGUACAAAAACCGGGACCAGCAGGUGGACCACGACGGCACCAUGGACCAGGUGGCCAUGAUCGACGACGAGCUGUUCGUGACGGGCGACUCGGCGGGCACCUUGGCCCUGUGGGGCAUCAACCGCAAGAAGGCGCUGUUCACGCAGCCGUGCGCGCACGGCAUCGACCCGCCGCUCAAGCCGAGCGAGGUUUCCGCCGACGCGAACGCGGACGAGAGCGUCGUGCCCACCCCGCAGCCGCGCGCCAUCACCGCCCUCCGCACCAUCCCCUACUCGGAUGUCAUCCUGUCCGGCUCCUGGGACGGCUUCGUGCGCGUUUGGCGCCUCAGCGAGGACAAGAAGAAGAUCCUCCCUGUUGGCGUGCUGGGAUCCAGCUCGGCGCUGCAGCAGCUCGACCAGGCUGAGGCGCAGAAGCAGAAGGAGGAGGCGAAGCAGAAGGCGAAAGAUUCCGGCGUAGCAACCGCAAGCAGUGGAGAGGAAGGGCAAGCGGACGACGAAGCCUCCGUCGAUGGAUCGCAAGACAAGAAGAAGAAGCAAGAGAGCGGGCUGAUCAGGGGUAUCAUCAACGACAUUGCUAUCUUCGAGCGCGGCGACCGCGGACGCGACGGCAUCUGCAUCGUGGUGGCCACGGGCAAGGAGAUGAGGCUCGGAAGGUGGAAGGUCAUGAAGGAUGGAAGGAACGGGGCUACCAUCUUUGAGGUGCCCAAGGUUGCUAGGCGAGCGGGCGCCAAGGGUGAGGAUAGUGAGGACGAGGAGGAGGCGUAG
Sordaria macrospora k-hell is the source of this 1890-nucleotide messenger RNA. Its product is annotated as rRNA processing protein RRP9. NCBI's taxonomy places the organism in Eukaryota, Fungi, Ascomycota, Sordariomycetes, Sordariales, Sordariaceae. Gene Ontology annotation, cellular component: small-subunit processome. Gene Ontology annotation, molecular function: protein binding; U3 snoRNA binding. The record is from RefSeq and is a predicted model, not a curated record.